Molecule: messenger RNA, 1244 nt
Organism: Strigops habroptila (Kakapo)
Lineage: Eukaryota; Metazoa; Chordata; Aves; Psittaciformes; Psittacidae
Gene: ZDHHC12
Product: zinc finger DHHC-type palmitoyltransferase 12
Exons: 5
Coding region: 163-945 (260 amino acids)
Biological process (GO): protein targeting to membrane; peptidyl-L-cysteine S-palmitoylation
Cellular component (GO): Golgi apparatus; endoplasmic reticulum
Molecular function (GO): protein-cysteine S-palmitoyltransferase activity
Source: RefSeq, a predicted model, not a curated record
AGCCCUCCUCAGCGGGCGAGCCAGGCCACCUCCUAGGACAGCCCCGGUCCGCGCCGGGAGGACAACAACGCCCGCUCCGCAGCGGAGCCACGGGCCGUCGGGCCGUGCCGGCCGCAGGCACCGCCCUCGGGAGCCGCCCGCCCUUCCGGGCCGGCGGGCGCCAUGGGGAGCGGCCGGCUGUGGGUGAGGGCGGCACACACGGCCCUUAGCGGUGGGUUGAUGCUGGGGCUGUUCCUGCACCGCACAGAUCUGCGAAAGCAAGAGGAGCGCGGGGAGCUGCUGCAGCCACUGAUCUUCGUCUUGCUGGUUUUGUGCUCGAUCUUGCUGUACUUCAAGGUGUCUCUCAUGGAUCCGGGUUUUGUUAAGGCUGAAGAGGAAGAAAAGGCAGACAAGAGUGAGGAACAAAGUGUAGAGAUACCCCUGGUUCCAAGUAAUAUUAAGCUGCGACGUUGUGGUUACUGCAUGGUGAAGCAGCCGAUGCGAGCCAAGCACUGCCAGCUGUGCCAGCACUGUGUGCGGCGCUACGACCAUCACUGCCCCUGGAUUGAGAACUGCAUAGGAGAAAAGAAUCACCCCUUCUUCAUAGUCUUCCUGAGCGUGCAGCUUGUCGUGCUGCUGUGGGGAGGUCAGGUUGCUUGGUCAGGCCUCUACUUUGAACAGUCCUGGGAGUGGCUGAAUCACAUUUUCCUCCUCACAUCUUUUCUCCUGAUAGUCAUAUUCAGCAUUGUUGUCGUGCUGCUGCUCAUUUCACACCUCUAUCUGAUCUCAUGCAACACCACCACCUGGGAAUUUAUGUCACAUCAUCGCAUCUCCUACCUGCGACACUCCGAGUUGGAGAAUCCCUUUGAUCAAGGGGUGAUCCUCAAUCUCUGGAGAUUCUUCUGUUCAUGCCACCUCACUGCAUGGGAGAAGAUCUAUUUUCACAGGAACAAUGAGCCUGUCUAGUCACAGCAGCACCUACCUGGUACAGCGCCAACACAUCUGUUGGGUAAAGCUUUGCUAAUGCAAUUGCUGCUCUUGCCUUACAUGGAACUUUAGUACAUCAUGAACUAUGCAGCUUAUUCCAGAACCUGUUCAUCCUGCAAAUUACACUUCAAGGAUAAGUCAGGGUUAUUUUUUUUUUUCCACAUGUGAAUAACACUGUUAAAGGUGAGACACUGGUUCUGCGAAGGCCAGCAGAGCUGAGUUCUGGAUGGAGCAAAGGUCUCUCUCUAAAUUUACUUCCUUUUGAAACUGCAUCCACA